Molecule: messenger RNA, 1862 nt
Organism: Acanthopagrus latus (yellowfin seabream)
Lineage: Eukaryota; Metazoa; Chordata; Actinopteri; Spariformes; Sparidae
Product: tripartite motif-containing protein 35-like
Exons: 8
Coding region: 1-1728 (575 amino acids)
Molecular function (GO): zinc ion binding; protein binding
Source: RefSeq, a predicted model, not a curated record
AUGAAAGUCCGACUGACACUGCAGAGUGAUGUACGGCUUCAUCUGGUGAAGGCAUGUUGGCCGGGUUUCAAGUCUGAGAAGGAGCAUACAGACUGGCUGCUUCACUCUGACCAAACUGGCUUCAGAUCUGGAGGCUCCAGGGCACUGACCAUGAGCUGCCAGUCCUUUCUCCCUGUGAGCGUCACCGGAGUGGAGGCAGAAGGCCUCGCCUCGCCUCCCUGGUCAGUCGACUCUCCGGAGCGGUGUGAGGAACAUGGAGAGAGUCUGUCUCUGUUCUGUUUGGAUGACCUGGAGCCUUUAUGUAAACAAUGUGCAGCUGUGAGCCACGGAGGACACAGAGUGUACCUCCUGACUGAGGCUGCAACCGACUGCAAGGAGGAGCUCAGAACUUCACUGAAUGGACUGAAGAAGAAGAUGGUUCACUUUGAGACAGUCUCACAGACCUGUGAACAUGUAUCCAGACAUAACCAGACAGAGGCCAGACUCGCAGAGGAGCACAUGAGAAGGCAAUUCGAGAGUCUUCACCAGUUUUUGAGGGAGGAGGAGGAGGCCAGGCUUCUUGCUCUCAGGGUGCAAUGGGAGGAGAAGAAGAGGGGGGCAGAGGAGAGGAUGGACAGAAUGAAUCAGGUGAUAAAGUCUCUGGAAGAGAAGAUCCAGCUGACUGAAGAGGAGCUCGAUGCAGGAGGAGAUGGAGUUGAAUACUUGCAGCGCUACCAGGGCACGAUGAACAGUACGUGGACAGAUGGCAUGGAGCCACAGAGGGUUUGCAGUCCUCUAAUAGAUGUGGCCAAACACCUGGGUAAUCUCCAGUAUGCUGUGUGGGAGAAGAUGAAAUACAUCGCCCCGUACACUCCGGUGACCCUGGACCCCAGGACAGCUGGCCGGUCUCUGAGCGUGUCCUCUGAGCUGAACAUGGUCCAUAUCAACCGUGGAGCCUCAGAGGACGUUGCAGUUCCAGCUAACCCUGAACGUUUCCACCCUUACUCCUGCAUCCUGGCGAGAGAGGGCUUCGACUCAGGAGUGCACUGUUGGGAUAUUGAGGUUGGUGAAACCAAUAAUUGGACAGUUGGUGUGGCUGCUCAGUCAGUGUCCAGAAGGACAGCGUUUGAGGCCUGUCCAGAGGCAGGACUCUGCUGUAUCAGCCUGCGAGAUGGCGAGUACCAAGCUCUGACCACUCCCACUCAAGCCAUUAAUCUCGACAACUCACGCCACCUCAGCAGAGUCCAUGUGAAGCUGGACUGGGAUGCGGGGACUCUGGAAUUCAUCGACGCUGACACUGAAGCGCAUCUUUUUACUUUUAGACAUAACUUUACUGAAAAAAUGUACCCAUACUUUGAGAGUGUAGCGUCCUGUGGGGGCCUUGCUGUGUUGGCACGGAGAGUGAAUGUCACUGUGGGAUCAGAUUGCGUCGCCGAUAUCACUGAAGAGGAUCAAACGAUAAAAAGUGAAUCUUGCGCUGAGGGAGACAUUAACACUGUGCCGACUAGCAGCAAAAGCGGGAUGUCAGAGCCAGGGCAUCUGACUGAAAACAAAAACUCAACAAUUUGUUCUGUGAGAGCGGAGAAGGCUACCAAACAUAAGGGACGAGCCACGAAGGAUCAGCUCAUUAAAACAAAACCCAAUGGAAAUCAAAAGACAAAAGACAACAGACCUGCUGCCAAAAAACAGAGCAGCAAGCCCAAAUUCAGUGUGAACUACCAUAUCUCACUGAACAGAGCUCUAAACUAGGGAUGCACGAUAUGUUUGUUCUUUUCAGGCAAUAUGAUUAUUUAAAAGAAGCUGUAGUUUAUUCACACCUGAGGGUAAGAAAGGGUAGAAUGUAGUGAGCAAAGAUGGAUGAUUUAAUAUUCCAGAGCUUGAUA